Penicillium cinerascens is the source of this 1740-nucleotide messenger RNA. RefSeq names its product AMP dependent ligase/synthetase. The record is from RefSeq and is a predicted model, not a curated record. Gene Ontology annotation, molecular function: CoA-ligase activity. The transcript is spliced from 6 exons. The coding region runs from base 1 to 1740 and encodes 579 amino acids. Lineage: Eukaryota; Fungi; Ascomycota; Eurotiomycetes; Eurotiales; Aspergillaceae.
AUGAUUUUCACACCGCCGACUUUCCUUCCUACCCUGCCAUCUGUCCCGCUCCAAGAGCCGGUCGGGGAUUUUUGUCUGGCAAAAAGUCUUGCCAGGACCAUAGCAUCCGACUCGACGGAGAAGCGAGCCCCCUUUGUAGAGGCAACGAUCGAUCGGGCAUGGACAUCGGACGAAAUCAGUGCUCGCGUCGCUCAAGUAGCGGCCGCCUUGUGCUCGUCGUGGCAGCUUGUUCCCGGGCAAAAGUGGCAUAAAAUAGUCGCCAUCUUGGCUUCCAACAGCGUUGACACUCUGAUUCUUUCAUGGGCUAUCCACCGCAUUGGCGGUGCUUGCCUCAUGAUGCAACCUACGAGCUCGGCUGAAGAGAUCGCAGGCCACUUCGACCGUGUGCCGCCGUUCGCCAUGUUUGUGUCACAAGAUCUACUCCCUCUAGCCCAGGAAGCCGUUCAAGGGAGCUCCCUAUCAAAACUGCCACUCUACAGGCUUUCCGUGCCGGGAGGAGCGGCCGAGCCAGAUCGGGACCUGGGCAGAAUCACUACUCUUGAUGACUUGGUCGCAGCCGCUAAGGGUCUACAUCCGGUACAGAAGGCUCCUUUGUCUAUCAACGAGGCGACUCGACGUGUGGCGUACUACUGUACCACGAGCGGCACAUCUGGCUUCCAGCGCAUCGUGGCCAUAACGCACGAAAACCUCAUCGCCAGCAUCCUGCAGGCUUCAGAGUUUCUACAGACCACCAGAGAGGCAGGCUCCGAGGUAGCUUUGGGUUUCCUGCCGUUCAACCACAUCUAUGGUCUUUGGACAGCUCAUGUGUUAAUGUAUCUUGGCGACAGCGUCAUCAUCCAUCGUGGCUUUAACUUCAUGGAGAUCAUGGCCUCUAUCGUCAAAUACCGCAUCAAUACACUUUACCUGGUGCCGCCUAUUAUCAACGCUCUGUCACGGAAUGGAUCUACGUUGGGUCAAUUUGAUUUGAGCUCCGUUCGCUCGAUCGUGUCGGGUGGCGGACCUCUUAGUAAAGAAGCCUUUGCCAAAAUGCAAGCCGUGUGCCCCCAGGUGCGAAUUCUCAGUGGUUGGGGUCUAACCGAAACCUGCGGUGUCGGGUCCCUGUCAUGUUUCAGCGAGAUCUUCCCGGGUUCGAGUGGGAUCUUACUCCCGGGCGUCCGCAUCCGAUUGAGAGACGAUAACGGCCGUGAGAUUGAGACUCUCGAGGAAAUGGGCGAGAUCGAGAUUGCCUCUCCCAGCCUCGUGCGCGGGUACAUUGACUCUGCCAGCGAUGCGCUUCUCCCGCCUACGGACAAUGCGGACUUCUGGUGGCCAACAGGCGACGUCGGCCUCUUCCGCGCGGCCCCUAGCGGCGAAUACCACCUGUUCAUUGUAGAUCGCAUCCGCGACAUGAUCAAGGUCAAGGGCAAUGGAGUCGCCCCCGGCCAAAUAGAGGCGCAUCUGAUCCAACACGCCGCCGUCGCCGAGACCGCCGUCAUCGGUAUCCCUGACGAAGUAGCUGGCGAGCGAGCUCUGGCCUUCGUGGUUCGGGAGCCGUCGUAUGCACCCGAUACGAGCGAGGCCGAUCUUCGAAGGGCAAUCCGCGAUUACAACGACCUGGAACUGCCUGAGGUUUGCCGUCUGCAGGACCGAAUCGUCUUCAUCGAUCAGAUACCGAAAAGUGCGAGCGGCAAAAUGCUUAAGCGAGAACUGAGGAAGCAGGUGUCUUCGUUUGGCUUCCCCAGUCCCCUUCCCUCAACUUGA